AUGUCUUCCCGCCGCAGAGUGCGCACUCAGGGAGUUUCUGGGUCUAACGUAGCUCACGUCAUUGACUCCCCAAAUAGGCCCUCGCCCUCUCUGAAGGAUAGCGAGCUGCGACGAUCUCUGGACCUAUGGAACGAUAUAACGACGAUGAGGUGGAUGACCCGGCCAUCUUCGUCGUUUAAAUUACUUAUGAUCCCUGUCGUCGGUUGGGCUAUCCUGCAUUUUUUGGGACUUCCCAACCCAUUCGAACCAAUGUUGUUUCUAUCGUAUUAUCUUCCCGACUCCGAGCCAGGGUUUCCUAAAUUCGCUAAAGGUCCAUUAGAUAUUUUAUUCAUCGCAUACUAUGUCAUUAUCUUUUCAUUCAUCCGUCAAUCUUGGGUCCUCAAGAUUCUUCGGCCACUUGCACGGAGACUCGGUAUUAAAAAGCCUGCUAAACUGGAUAGAUUUGCCGAACAAGGUUACACCGCGAUAUACUUCUCUUUCUUUGGAUUAUUGGGUGUGUAUGUUAUGUCCCAAUUACCGACAUGGUGGUAUCGAACGGAGCACUUCUGGCUCGAAUACCCUCACUGGCGGAUGACACCUCUGCUAAAGCGAUAUUAUUUAAUGCAACUAUCCUAUUGGGUACAGCAGCUUUUUGUCCUCAUCCUAAGACUGGAGAAGCCUCGCAAAGACUUCGCAGAGCUAGUCAUUCAUCAUUUCGUUACCAUAUGGCUUGUCGGAUGGAGCUAUGCAAUUAACUUAACCUGGAUCGGAAAUGCAGUUUUCCUCACCAUGGACGUCUCUGACAUAUUUCUGGCGAUUUCCAAGGUUUGCAACUAUCUCCGGCUGGAGAAAACUACCAAUGUCAUCUUUGCCUUCUUCAUUUGUGUGUGGAGCUAUCUACGCCACUACCUCAAUAUCAUAAUUCUCUGGUCUGUCUGGACGCAAUUUGAUCUGAUACCAGACCAAGCCAAGCGUUUCACACCAAGGGACGGUGUCUGGAUGGUGUGGUGGAUGAAAUAUCAGAUCUUCAUCCCUAUCCUUCUACUUCAACUAGUGAACAUUUUCUGGUACUUCCUCAUUUGGCGCGUCCUCUUCAGGGCACUCUUCCAGAAGAAGCUCGCGGAUGAACGCUCCGAUGACGAGGAUGAGGAUUGACAAGUCGUCUUAGUCAUGGCGUAUAUUCGAUGACCGUUUACAGGAUCGCUACGAUAUUAACCUCGGCAAUAACAUGUGUAUGUGACAAAUUCCUUGGUUUGGCCUGGAACAAUAGUGUUAUUGCCAUCAGAACCCAACGUCCAUCAUCCCUUCAAUGACUACGCCAAAUUUUGUGACACAUAAGGGCAUUUGCAUUAGUUUGGAUUGUAGUGUACGACAAGAGCAGAGGCGGGUAAGAAUAAACUUAGAGGACGCGCGACCCGAUGCGGGCUAAUGUAUCCUCACU
Cantharellus anzutake is the source of this 1420-nucleotide messenger RNA. Its product is annotated as longevity assurance proteins LAG1/LAC1. Bases 1 to 1134 code for a protein of 377 amino acids. Gene Ontology annotation, cellular component: membrane. The transcript has 13 exons. Gene Ontology annotation, molecular function: sphingosine N-acyltransferase activity. The record is from RefSeq and is a predicted model, not a curated record. Lineage: Eukaryota; Fungi; Basidiomycota; Agaricomycetes; Cantharellales; Hydnaceae. Gene Ontology annotation, biological process: ceramide biosynthetic process.